This is a messenger RNA of Neocloeon triangulifer, 1789 nucleotides long. It is a transcript of the gene eEFSec, whose product is annotated as selenocysteine-specific elongation factor. The record is from RefSeq and is a predicted model, not a curated record. Gene Ontology annotation, biological process: selenocysteine incorporation. The transcript has 6 exons. Bases 66 to 1673 code for a protein of 535 amino acids. Gene Ontology annotation, molecular function: GTP binding; GTPase activity; translation elongation factor activity. NCBI's taxonomy places the organism in Eukaryota, Metazoa, Arthropoda, Insecta, Ephemeroptera, Baetidae.
UAACAUAAACACUCGCACGUGCGAUUACAUUUUUCUCAGCGGAUUAUAGUACUUUGUCGGGCCGAAUGUCGUCGAUUUUAAACAUCAACAUCGGUGUGCUGGGCCACGUCGACUCGGGGAAGACGUCGCUGGCCAAGGCUUUGAGCACCACGGCCAGCACCGCGUGUUUUGACAAAAAUCCCCAGUCCAAGGAACGCGGAAUCACCAUUGACCUCGGUUUCAGCUCUUUUCAAGUCGACAUGCCGGAGCGUCUGAAAAGCGAGACCAACUGCAGCACUCUUCAGUUCACCUUGGUUGACUGUCCUGGCCAUGCGUCCCUCAUCAGGACAAUCAUCGGUGGCUCACAGAUCAUCGACAUGUUCAUCCUGGUCCUUGACGUUACCAAGGGUAUGCAAACACAGACGGCAGAGUGCCUAGUCAUUGGCGAAAUCACGUGCAAUAAGAUGAUUGUCGUCCUCAACAAGUCAGAUUUGCUGCCAGUGGAAAAAAAGCAGGCAACGAUUGAAAAGAUGACAAAGAAAAUGAAAGCGACAUUGCAGAAUACUGUGUUUAAAAAUGCAGAAGUUGUUGCUGUGUCAGCCAACCCCGGUGGCCAGGAGACUGACUCUCCAAAACCUCAUGGGCUUCAAAGUUUAGUUGACUGUCUUUGUAAUAAUGCCUAUGUACCUGAAAGAAGUGAAAGUUUGCCAUUUGUCUUCUCAGUUGAUCACUGCUUCGGAAUCAAAGGUCAGGGAACAGUAAUGACAGGCACUGUUCUUCAAGGUGUCGUCAAGAUAAAUGAUGUUGUUGAAAUCCCUGCGAUAAAAGAAACCAGAAAAGUGAAAUCAAUGCAAAUGUUCCGACGGCCUGUGGAAAAAGCAGCCCAGGGUGACAGGCUUGGCAUCUGUGUGACUCAAUUUGACCCAAAACUUCUGGAACGUGGCCUCGUCUCUGUCCCCAACUUCAUUCCAACCAUCUAUGCUGCUGUGGUCAGCCUGAAUAAAAUUCGCUUUUUCCACGGCUCGAUAAAGACUAAAUCAAAGUAUCACAUGAGCAUCGGACACGAGACUGUGCUUGGAAAAGUGACUUUGUUUAAAGGGUCACAGCCUUUUGACCUGAAGAAUGAGUUUGAAUAUGUGGAGGAAAUUGAGUCUGAAGAAAAGGAAUCCGAGCUUGCUGGUCCUUCGUACUUUGCUUUGAUUGAAUUCGAGAAGUCUGUGACUGCGAUUCCCGACUCUCUGGUCAUUGCCUCUAAACUGGAUAUGGACAUUCACACUAGCACCUGUCGACUGGCAUUUUGGGGGAAACUGAUCCUCAACUUGGAAGAUAAAUCGUACUCAACUAAUGAACUGCCUAAGCUGAAAAUUUACAAGAAUAAAUCCAAACGUGGAAUUGUGGAGAGAUCUCCGAACAAUUCAAGUGUGAUUGUGAAAAAUAUGUUCAAGAAAGAGACUAAUUUGCAACUCUUUGCCAAUAUGAGAGUCAAACUUUCGUCUGGAGAGGACGGAGUCAUCGAAAGCGGCUUUGGCCAAAGUGGAAAAGUUAAAAUCAACAUUCCAGGUGGACUGCUGGAAAAAACUCUAGAAAUUUUGGCAGCCAAAAAGGAGUCUACCUCGUCUACAAAGCCAGUCGAAGUGAUAUUAAACUUCAAAAAGUAUAUUUACGAUAGCAGUAAGAAGAUGAUUCAAAAGUAAAUCAAACAAAACUUUGUCUUUCUUCACGUUGAUAUUUUACAAAAAUUUACAGAAACACAAAUUUAUAAUAUGUGAUAAAAAUAAAUAAAUCAUUCAGCUGCACUCAGCAUGCUCAC